AUGUUCGCUGUGUCCUGGCGGGUGAUAUGGAGAGCUGCUCCCAGCCCCUCUCCGCUGCUUAGACCCACUCACCCCGGACUGACAUGUGUCUCGACACUCGGCAAGAAGGACCUGGUUGAUUUUCCAGUCCUGAACGAGGAUGAGCUGGACGAGCAGUUUGUCAGAGGAUCUGGGCCUGGAGGGCAGGCUACUAACAAAACCAGCAACUGUGUGGUGCUCAAGCACAUCCCCACUGGGAUUGUUGUGAAGUGCCAUCAAACCAGAUCUGUGGACAUAAAUCGAAAGCGUGCCCGAGAAAUUAUGAGAGAGAAACUUGAUGUUGCGUAUAAAGGAGACCUCAGUGAAGUUCUGGUGAAAAAGAGAGAGUCUGAGAUGAAGAAGCAAGAAAAGAGGAGAAAGGCAAAUGAGAAUCUGGAAAGGAAAAGACUGUUUAAAGAAUCUCUGUCUACAGGCUCCAAACCUGAAAAUGGCUCUGCUUAA
Messenger RNA from Menidia menidia (Atlantic silverside), 480 nucleotides. The record is from the annotation of a GenBank genome assembly. Lineage: Eukaryota; Metazoa; Chordata; Actinopteri; Atheriniformes; Atherinopsidae.